Planococcus citri (citrus mealybug) is the source of this 2510-nucleotide messenger RNA. RefSeq names its product DNA polymerase eta (gene DNApol-eta). The transcript has 8 exons. The record is from RefSeq and is a predicted model, not a curated record. Gene Ontology annotation, cellular component: replication fork; site of double-strand break; nucleus. NCBI's taxonomy places the organism in Eukaryota, Metazoa, Arthropoda, Insecta, Hemiptera, Pseudococcidae. Gene Ontology annotation, molecular function: DNA-directed DNA polymerase activity; damaged DNA binding. Gene Ontology annotation, biological process: error-prone translesion synthesis; response to radiation. Bases 136 to 2253 code for a protein of 705 amino acids.
UUGCGUAAAGUUGAAUAAUUUUGAAUUUUUGAAAACAGUUUGAGUAAUCAAUUUUGAUUAAUUUUCUGCUAAUUCAUUUGUCAAAUAAUUUCUGUUAAUUUUGCUAAAUACCUUUGACGUUCCAACGUUUCCAUUAUGUUUAAUCGAGUAAUAACUCUUAUAGACAUGGAUUGCUUCUAUUGUCAAGUUGAAGCCAGACUGAAUCCAUCUCUUCAAGGAAAACCGAUUGCUGUGGUACAAUAUCAAACCUGGAAAGGCGGUGGUAUCAUAGCUGUAAACUACGAAGCUCGAAACUUAGGAGUGACCAGACGAAUGAGAGGUGUAGAUGCUAAAAAACACUGCCCCGAAAUUGAACUUGUCGCUGUACCUGAUGUUAGAGGCAAAGCUGACUUGACCAAAUACAGAGAUGCUGGACGUGAGGUGAUAGCCGUUCUGAACGAAUUUUCACCUUGUGUCGAAAAAGCCAGUAUAGAUGAAGCGUUCCUGGACUUGACCGAACUUGUAGAAAAACGAUGUGGAAAAGUAAAACUGAGUGAUGUGCAAAACACAUUUGUGGUCGGGUAUCCGGAUGAGGGAGGAACGAACCAGUGGCUCAAUGAUUUAUACGACGGUGGUAUGAACGAUGAUAAUUUACUCAAAUUGGCUCAUGCGGCUGCUUUGGUGGAAGAGAUCAGAGCCGCUGUGUAUGAAAAAACAGGGUUUCGUUGCUCCGCUGGUAUUUCACAUAAUAAGAUCUUGGCUAAAUUAUCAUGCGGUCUCCACAAACCGAAUAAACAAACGGUGUUACCGCAUUCGAGCGUAUCAGUUUUGUACGAAACACUUCCAGUAGAAAAAAUCCGAUCUUUAGGUGGUAAACUCGGUGAUUCAGUUAAACAGCAGUUGAAUUGUUCUACGAUGAGCGAAGUUGCGAAAUUUUCGAUGCGAGAUUUACAGCAGAAAUUCGGUGAAAAAAACGGAUCUUGGCUGUACAAUAUUUCUCGUGGAAUUGACGUAGACCCGGUCAAACCUAGAAUUGUUUCAAAGUCGAUAGGAUGCUGUAAGAAUUUCCCAGCUCAUACGGCACUUACGACUAAAAAAGUCGUUAAACAUUGGAUGGAAGAAUUAGCUGAUGAAGUUUACGAACGUAUUCAGAAUGAUUUAAUCGCGAACAAAAGAAGAGCUACGUUGAUCACUGUUAAUACACAUUUCGAAGAAAAUGGCAAAACUACGGUAUUUUCGCGAAGUACAGCUUUAAAUAAUUACACGAAGGAAGAAAUUGUCAACAGCUGUAUGAUUUUAAUAUCGAAAUGUAAUACAGCUCCUCAGAAAUCCGAUGCAUGGAUUCCAUCGUUGAAUUUACUCGGAAUAUCGGUGAGCAAGUUCAUCGAAGUAAAAAGCUCUGCAAGUUCGUUGUUUAAAUUUUUCAAACUGAUAAAACCAAAGACAGAUGAAAACGAAUCAGUUCCUGAUAACGAUACCGAAAAAUCAAACGACCCAGAUUUACUCGCAAUCGAAGUCGAAUCUAAACCAGAUCCUCCUCCUUCUAGCCCGAUCAAAAGUGAACUUGAAGCGAUAUCCACCAAAGAUAUUUCCAUCAAAACAUCGGAAUCAGAAUCUACUCGAACAUUAAUACCACAUGCUUCGGAAGAGCCAGAAUUCGCCUCAGGACUGAAUAAAAUACUUAAUAAAUUACGUAACCCUUCGCCCAGUUCGGAAAAUGUGUACGAUAACCCAGUUCCAUCUACUUCGAAAGAUGAUCCAGCUCCGAAUUCGAAUAAUUCUACCAAUUUAGGAUUCGAUUACAGUAAUUCGUUCUUUUGCAAAAUUUUCAAAGAUAAAAAUGUUUACGUUCCGAUCAAAUACGAAAAACCGUUCAACAAAAACGAUAACUCGUUGGAUAACUCAAUCUCAGUAUGUACGUUCGACGAAGAAGAAUCUAUGCCCGGAGUUAUCGACAGCACAAUGGACGUUGAACCAGGACCUUCAACUUCUGCCGAUCAAAUGGUAGAAAAAUGCGCCGAGUGUCAUAAAUUUAUUCCGUUGAUUGAUUUCCUGGAACAUUUGGAUCUCCACGCGGCCAUGGCGUUACAAAAAGAGUUGAAUAAAGCUGAAAUAGCUGAGAGGAAUGCUGAAAAGGCAAACAGUAGCUCUAGUAGCAUUUCUUCCAGCAAAGGAUCAGAUAAUAAAAGGCAGUCUAAAAAAAUGAAACUGCAAAGCCCCGCCAAAAAGCAUAUACCGAUUACUGCUUUUUUCAGUGUUAAACCCUCAAGUUGAUCGUGUCUCGGUCGGUGAGACGUUCAUUAACUGAAACAGAAUGAUAGAUACGUAUUUUUCUUAAUUUCUAUCGUAAUGUUACCGACAUUUCGUUAUAAUUUUGUAUGGUCUAUUUUGUGAAGAAUUUUGUGAUAUUUUUUGAUAAUAUUUUGUACGGUGUGAGUGAUCCAAGUGUAAUUUUUGUGAUGUGUUUGAAAGUUUUGAGUUAUAGUAGUUUCGUACUCUGUAAUAAACGUAUUUCAUUUUAUCAUUCAAAA